AUGACGGAAGGCGGCGAUGAUCCGCAGCGAUUGAAGAAGAUUGCGGCAGCGUCCUACGACUACGAAAACGACGCUCGAUGGGCGGAUUACUGGUCCAACAUCCUCAUCCCUCCUCACAUGGCUUCUCGCCCCGAGGUCGUCGAGCAUUUCAAGCGCAAAUUCUACCAACGCUACAUGGAUCCUGAUCUUAUAGUGGAGCCUAUGUCGACUUCAUCUUCUUCUUCGCAAUCUACCAGACCAGCUGCUACAUCUGCAUCUACUAAUGCAAAUGAACAAACUCGCUCGCGGAACUCAGGAUCGGCUCCUCGAACCUCUGGACCUUCUGCUACGCCAGGUGCAAACCCAAGCUCAAUGCGCUGGGAUCAGCAGACGAUUCAUUUUUCUGUCAAUGCUUGGGUUUUCGUUAUAGCUGUGCUAGCAGUGUUACCUCUAAUACCAAAGAACCUCUCAAAUAGGGCUUAUCGUCUGUCUUUUAUGGGAACUGCGUGCUCGUCUCUGUAUUCCUUGUACUCUCUUUACGGUAAGCCAAGGGCGUGGAAUAUGCAAGGGCUGCAAGUUUAUUUCCAAUCAAUUGUGGGAGCAAAGGAUUUCAUCUAUUUCAUCUACUGCCUUACAUUUGUCACUUCCCAUCUCUGUCUCAAGUUUGCUUUGAUUCCCAUCUUGUGUCGAGCACUUGAACAAGUGGCCAAGUUCUUGAGGCGUAACUUCGCUCGCUCCACUAUAUACAGAAAGUACCUGGAAGACCCUUGUGUGUGGGUGGAGUCGAACACAACUACCCUCAACAUCCUCUCAUCGCAGGCUGAGAUAGCCAUUGGCUUCCUUCUGAUUAUCUCUCUGCUCUCAUGGCAACGCAACAUUAUACAGACAUUCAUGUACUGGCAGCUACUGAAGCUGAUGUAUCAAGCACCAGUAACAGCAGGUUACCACCAGAGCACGUGGAGCAGAAUCGGGCGGACGGUGAAUCCGAUUAUCCAACGUUACGCUCCCUUCUUGAAUACUCCGGUGAGUGCUGUUCAGAGAUGGUGGUUCAGGUGA
This is a messenger RNA of Microthlaspi erraticum, 1035 nucleotides long. The record is from the annotation of a GenBank genome assembly. Lineage: Eukaryota; Viridiplantae; Streptophyta; Magnoliopsida; Brassicales; Brassicaceae.